Messenger RNA from Nerophis lumbriciformis (worm pipefish), 1152 nucleotides. Lineage: Eukaryota; Metazoa; Chordata; Actinopteri; Syngnathiformes; Syngnathidae. The record is from RefSeq and is a predicted model, not a curated record.
AUGGCUGUGUCGGUGCGGGGUUUGUACUUUUUGCUGACCCUGUUUUUGGCCAGUUUCUUCGGUAGCAUCUUCAUGCUGGGUCCGUUCUUGCCCCUCAUGCUGCUGUCCCCUGCCUGGUACCGCUGGAUUACUGAUCGCAUUGUCGCUACUUGGCUCACCCUGCCUGUGUCCCUGCUAGAACUGGUGUUCGGGGUAAAAGUUGUCAUCACAGGGGACGCCUUUGUCCCAGGAGAGCGCAGCGUAAUAAUCAUGAACCACCGCACACGACUGGACUGGAUGUUCCUUUGGUGCUGCCUGCUGCGCUAUAGCUACUUGCGCCUGGAGAAAAUUUGUCUCAAGGCGGCGCUUAAAGCCGUACCUGGCUUCGGCUGGGCCAUGCAGGUGGCGUGCUUUGUCUUCAUCCACCGGCGUUGGGAAAAAGAUAAAGAGCACUUAGGAAACAUGCUGGACUACUUCUGCGACAUUAGAGAACCACUGCAGCUCCUGCUUUUCCCGGAGGGCACUGACCUAACAGAGAACACAAGAGCACGCAGCGACAAGUUCGCAGCACAGAACGACCUGCCAAAAUACCAACAUGUGCUGCAUCCACGUACCACCGGCUUUACUUUCAUUGUGGAGCGACUGCGAAAAGGAGACAACUUGGAUGCGGUGCAUGACAUCACUGUGGCUUACCCGAAGAACAUCCCCCAGACCGAGCGCCACCUAAUGCUCGGCCUCUUCCCCCGCGAGAUCCACUUUCACGUGCAGCGCUACCCUGUCACCACGCUACCCGUCCGCUCUGCCGAGCUGGAAUCGUGGUGCCGCAAGCGUUGGGCCGAGAAGGAGUCGCGGCUACGGGACUUCUACUCGGGCGGGCUGCGGGCCUUUGACCGGGAAGGUGUGGCGCGGGUACCGCCGUGUAAAUCGGAGCUGCGCGUGGCUCUGAUCAAAGCUGCCUCGCUGCUCUACUGGACCAGCUUCAUCGCGCUGUGCUUCGUCGGCAUUUGGCUGUCUGCUCCUGUCAGGUUGUACUUGGUGGUGGUGGUGGGUGUUUACGUAGUCCAGCAUAAGGUGGCAGGUGGACUGGAGCUGCUCGAGUUGGCCUGCCAUCGCUUCUGGACCUCCAUUGCGGCCAACGGGAAGGACAAGAUGGUGGAUGGAAAAAAACCAUGA